Molecule: messenger RNA, 1238 nt
Organism: Ruditapes philippinarum (Manila clam)
Lineage: Eukaryota; Metazoa; Mollusca; Bivalvia; Venerida; Veneridae
Product: proteasome subunit beta type-2-like
Exons: 6
Coding region: 88-693 (201 amino acids)
Biological process (GO): proteasomal protein catabolic process
Cellular component (GO): proteasome core complex; cytosol; proteasome core complex, beta-subunit complex
Molecular function (GO): peptidase activity
Source: RefSeq, a predicted model, not a curated record
AAAGCUGUAAACGGUGUUACGGUAAUUUUCUCCUGCAUGACCGGCAAACUUUAUUUUGUCUUAAAUAUUUAAAGUAUUCUCCUUAAGAUGGAAUGUUUAAUAGGUAUCCAAGGUAGAGAUUUUGUGCUAGUUGCCGCGGACACUGUUUCAGCUAGGAGCAUUGUUUCUAUGAAACAAGAUUAUGAUAAGAUGCACAAAUUAAAUGAUAACAUGCUAAUGUUGGUGACUGGAGAAUCAGGUGACACAGUUCAGUUUGCAGAGUAUAUUGGCAAAAAUAUACAGUUGUACAAAAUGAGGAAUGGUUAUGAGUUGUCACCUAGUGCAGCUGCAAAUUUUACCAGAAAGAAUUUAGCAGAUUACCUGAGGAGUCAGACACCAUACAUGGUCAACUUGCUGUUGGCUGGCUAUGACAAGGAUGAAGGACCAUCUCUUUACUACAUGGAUUAUCUGGCAUCUCUCAACAAACUACCAUUUGCUGCUCAUGGUUAUGGGGCCUUGUUCACAAUGAGUAUAAUGGAUAGGCAUUAUUAUGAUGAUAUAACAUUGGAAGAAGCCAUGGAUCUCUUAUCUAAAUGUGUAAAUGAGAUUCGACAGAGGUUUAUUGUAAACAUGCCAACAUUCAAAGUGCGCUGUAUUGACAAGGAUGGUAUUAGAGAUCUACCUAAUAUAGUUGCUACGACAACACCUUCAUAACAUAUCACAUCAUAAAUCGUCAUUGAUAAAUCCUUUAUUGUUAUGGCACUCUCAUUGCUAUGUCCAUAUAUAAAAUUUCAAACAGUGAAUUGGGCAUUGCAAACUAUCUCUUUUCAAGUGAAAGAAAAAAAUAUUUAAUGAUAUUUUUUAUGUGAAUUAAGGAAAAGAUAUGUGCAAUUUUAGUAAUAAACUUCCCAAUUUUUUUUUUGGUUUUACAGACAUUUAUAUUUUUGAUAUUCUGUUUCAAUACCAGAAAAACAACUUGAGCUUGAGAUGUGUUUUACUAAAUGACAUUUUAUAUCAAACUUGGUAACAGCUAUCAUCUUUUCAAAUUUAAACAUCUGAUUUAUGUCUUAAAAGAAAACUUCUUGUUGAGGUUGGUAUACAACUGGUGUAAUAACUUGCAUAGGGAACAAUGUAUGCAGAUAUAGUUAAUGAAUAUGUCUGUAUUACAAAUUGAUAUACCAGUUGUGAAAAUAAUAGUGCUCUUUAUUGUUUGUAUGUGCUAAGAAUUUCAAUCUUCUAAUAAAUUAUUUGAAUUUUGA